This is a messenger RNA of Medicago truncatula (barrel medic), 11495 nucleotides long. RefSeq lists its product as uncharacterized. The record is from RefSeq and is a predicted model, not a curated record. The transcript is spliced from 17 exons. Gene Ontology annotation, molecular function: ADP binding. Bases 447 to 11126 code for a protein of 3559 amino acids. Lineage: Eukaryota; Viridiplantae; Streptophyta; Magnoliopsida; Fabales; Fabaceae.
UUUCUCUUUUGUCUUUCAGAUUUUUGUUAUUUUCGCAUUUUUAUAAGAAAAAAAGAAAAAAAAUUACCAAAACCAAAAUACAAAACUCAAAAAUAGUGAUGGAAAGUUAUCUCAUAUAUUGUUUGUAUUUUUAAUUUGUUGUACUACUCACUCCGUUCAUUUCAAGGAUUAGAGUUUCUUGAGAGUGGUUAGAGAUCAUUUAGUUUCUUCUUUUGAAGCCAAUUUGCAUCAGUCUUGUAGAUUACAUCAUUAAUAGCACCUGUUGUUCCGUUGUUGAUUCAUAAUCUAGCAGUUGUUCUUUGCAGAUCAUUUAGUUUCUUCUUUUUAAAGACAUUUUGCAUCAGUCUUGUAGAUCGCACCAUCAAUAGCACAAGUUGUUUCCGUUGUUGAUUCAUAAUCUAGAUUUUGACUCAAGUCACAAAGAAGAGGAGAAGAAACGAAAAUCAAUGGAGAUUUUAAUUUCUGUUGUUGCAAAAAUAGCCGAAUAUACCGUUGUGCCUUUUGGACGUCAAGCAAGUUACUUGAUAUUCUACAAAGGUAACUUCAAGACGUUAAAGGAUAAUGUUGAAGAUCUUGAGGCUACAAGAGAAAGAAUGAACCAUUUGGUUGAAGGAGAAACACAAAAUGGUAAAGUAAUUGAAAAAGAUGUUCUGAAUUGGUUGGAUAAAGUGAACGAGGUUAUUGAAAAGGCGAAUGGGCUCCAAAACGAUCCUCGCAAUGCCAAUGUUAGCUGCUCAGCAUGGCCGUUCCCCAACUUGAUUUUACGACAUCAACUAAGUAGGAAAGCCACAAAAAUUGCAAAAGAUGUUGUUCAAGUUCAAGGAAAAGGGAUUUUUGAUCAAGUUGGAUACCUUCCCCCUCUAGAUGUAGUAGCCUCUUCCUCAACAAGAGAUCGUGAAAAGUAUGACACAAGAGAGUCACUUAAGGAAGACAUUGUGAAAGCUUUAGCAGAUUCUACUUGCAACAUUGGGGUCUAUGGUUUGGGUGGGGUGGGUAAGACCACUCUUGUGGAGAAAGUUGCUCAAAUAGCCAAGGAACAUAAGUUGUUCGAUAGAGUGGUUGAGACAGAAGUAUCGAAAAAUCAAGACAUUAAAAGGAUUCAAGGGGAGAUUGCAGAUUCCUUGGGUCUGCGAUUGGAAGAGGAAACUAAUCGUGGCAGAGCAGAACGCCUUAGACAAAGAAUCAAGAUGGAGAAAAGUAUCCUUAUCAUUCUAGAUAACAUAUGGACCAUACUUGUUUUGAAAGAAGUGGGGAUACCAGUUGGUGAUGAACAUAAUGGUUGCAAAUUGUUGAUGACAAGUAGAGAUCAAGAAGUGUUACUGCAAAUGGAUGUUCCAAAGGAGUUCACUUUCAAAGUUGAACUUAUGAGUGAAAACGAGACAUGGAGUUUGUUUCAAUUUAUGGCAGGGGAUGUGGUUAAAGAUAGCAAUUUGAAAGAUCUACCAUUUCAAGUGGCCAGAAAAUGUGAAGGUUUGCCUCUUAGGGUAGUGAUUGUAGCACGUGCAAUGAAAAAUAAGAGGGAUGUUCAACUUUGGAAAGAUGCAUUAAGAAAAUUACAAAGUAAUGAUCAUAUAGAGAUGGACCCGGGAACUUAUUCUGCUUUGGAAUUGAGUUACAACUCAUUGGAGAGUGAUGAAAUGAGGGCUCUCUUCUUGCUUUUUGCAUUAAUGCUAUGUGAGUCUAUAGAGUACUUUCUCAAAGUUUCAAUGGGGUUGGACAUAUUGAAGCAUAUUAAUGUCAUAGAUAAUGCAAGAAAUGACAUGGAUGAUGCAAGAAAUGUCAUCGAUGAUGCAAGAAACAGACUUUAUACAAUAAUCAAAUCUUUGGAGGCGAGAUGUCUUUUGCUUGAAGUUAAAACAGAUGGAAUUAUCCAAAUGCAUGACUUUGUUCGUGAUUUUGCUAUCUCCGUAGCACGUAGGGAUAAACAUUUACUUCUAAGAGAACAAUCUGAUAAGGAAUGGCCACACAAGGAUUUUUUUGAAAGGUGCACGCAGAUCGUUCUAUAUAGGUGUGAUAUGCACGAGAUUCCUCAAACGAUUGAUUGUCCAAACAUUAAGCUUUUCAUUUUGUUCAGUAAGAAUCAAUCUUUAGAAAUCCCCGAUACUUUUUUUAAGGGUAUGAGAAGCCUUAGAGUGCUAGAUUUAACAUACUUGAACUUGUUAUCAUUGCCCACAUCGUUUCGGUUACUAAAAGACCUUCAAACAUUGUGUUUGGAUCAAUGCAUUUUGGAAAAUAUGGAUGCACUAGAAGCUUUGCAAAAUUUAGAAAUUCUUUCCCUUUUGAAAUCUUCAAUGAUCAAGUUGCCAAGAGAAAUAGGGAGAUUGACUCAAUUAAGAAUGCUUGAUUUGAGUCAUUCAGGAAUAGAAGUGGUCCCACCAAACAUCAUAUCAAGUUUGACUAAAUUGGAGGAGUUGUACAUGGGAAAUACCUCUAUAAAUUGGCAAGAUGUUAAUUUAACAGUUCAAAAUGAAAAUGCUAGCAUUGCCGAGCUUCGAAAGCUAUCCAACUUGAAAGCUCUAGAAUUACAAAUUCGUGAGACUUGGAUGUUGCCAAGGGACUUGCAAUUAGUGUUCGAGAAGCUUGAAAGAUAUAAAAUAGCUAUUGGAGAUGUGUGGGACUGGUCUGACAUCAAGGAUGGAACCUUAAAAACAUUGAUGCUCAAACUUGGUACAAACAUACAUUUGGAGCAUGGAAUUAAAGCAUUGAUUAAAGGUGUUGAGAAUUUGUACUUGGAUGAUGUAGAUGGAAUUCAAAAUGUGCUUCCUCACCUAAAUAGAGAAGGAUUUACAUUGCUGAAACAUCUCCACGUCCAAAAUAAUACUAACUUGAAUCACAUUGUUGACAAUAAAGAGAGAAAUCAAAUCCAUGCGUCCUUUCCCAUGUUGGAAACACUUGUACUUCUUAAUCUUAGAAACUUGGAGCAUAUAUGUCAUGGUCAACCUUCAGUUGCUUCUUUUGGAAGUCUCAGUGUUAUCAAAGUAAAAAAUUGCGUCCAGUUAAAGUAUCUUUUCUCCUUUACAAUGGUUAAAGGACUUUCUCACCUUUGUAAGAUUGAAGUUUGUGAGUGCAAUUCUAUGAAGGAGAUAGUGUUCAGAGACAACAAUUCAAGUGCUAAUAAUGAUAUCACUGAUGAAAAAAUCGAGUUUCUUCAAUUGCGUUCUUUGACUUUAGAACAUUUGGAGACACUUGAUAAUUUCACCUCUGAUUAUUUGACACAUCAUAGAAGUAAAGAAAAGUAUCAAGGUCUAGAGCCUUAUGCUUAUACUACACCAUUUUUUAAUGCUCAGGUUGCAUUUUCUAAUUUGGAUACCCUUAAAUUGAGCUCACUUCUCAAUUUGAAUCAAAUUUGGGAUGACAAUCAUCAAUCAAUGUGCAACUUGACUAGCUUGAUUGUGGAUAAUUGUGUUGGAUUGAAGUAUUUAUUCUCAUCUUCUUUGGUUGAAAGUUUUAUGAACCUCAGACACCUUGAAAUAAGUAAUUGUCAUAUGAUGGAGGAGAUAAUAGCUAAAAAUGACGGAAACAAUGCUUUGAGAGAGGUUCAUUUUUUGAAAUUAGAGAAAAUCAUACUCAAGGAUAUGGACAACUUGAAGACAAUAUGGCAUCACCAAUUUGAAACAUCGAAGAUGUUGGAAGUGAACAAUUGUAAGAAAAUUGUGGUGGUUUUUCCAUCUUCACUUCAAAACACAUAUAAUGAGCUUGAGAAGUUGGAGGUUAAAAAUUGUGCUUUAGUUGAAGAGAUAUUUGAAUUGACUUUCAAUCAAAAUAACAGUGAAGAGGUUAUGACACAAUUGAAAGAGGUUACUCUAGAUGGACUGUUGAAGUUGAAAAAGAUAUGGAGUGGAGAUCCUCAAGGAAUUCUUAGUUUUCAAAAUCUAAUAAAUGUACAAUUGAAGGGGUGUGCACGCUUGGAGUAUCUGUUACCACUCUCUGUAGCCACUCGUUGCUCACAUCUCAAGGAACUUUGGAUAAGAGAUUGUUACAACAUGAAGCAAAUUGUUGCAGAGGAGAAAGAAUCUAGUGUGAAUGCAGCUCCCAUAUUUGAGUUUAACCAACUAAGUACUUUAUUGCUUUGGAGCUUAUACAAACUCAAUGGUUUCUAUGCUGGAAAUCAUACUCUAGCGUGCCCAUCUUUGAGGAAUAUUAAUGUCGCUAGAUGUACAAAGUUGAAAUUGUUCACGACAUUAUCUACAAGAAGCUCCAAUUUUCGAGAUGGCAAACACUCUGUUUUAACGAAACAACCGCUUUUCAUUGCCGAAGAGGUGAUUCCAAACUUGGAGGCGUUGAGGAUGGGACAGGCGGAUGCUGACAUGAUAUUGCAAACUCAAAACUCAAGUUCCCUCUUUAGCAAAAUGACUGUUAUUGGCUUGAGUGACUAUGAGAGUGAAGAGGCAAGAUUUCCUUAUUGGUUUCUUGAAAAUGUGCAUACUCUUGAGUCACUAGUUGUUCAGUGGAGUUGCUUCAAGAAGAUAUUUCAAGAUAAAGGAGAAAUAACUGAGAAGACUCAUCCACAUAUCAAAAGACUGUCAUUGAAUCAAUUACCUAAACUUCAACAUAUAUGUGAGGAAGGAUCUCAAAUUGACCCAGUUCUUGAGUUCCUUGAACACUUAGUGGUUGAUAGCUGUUCUAGUUUGAUAAAUUUGAUGCCUUCCUCUGUCACACUUAAUCAUCUGAGGCGGUUAGAGAUAAUAAAAUGCAAUGGGCUAAAAUAUUUGAUCACAACUCCUACUGCACGAAGUUUGGACAAACUCACUGUGCUGAAGAUAAAAGAUUGUAAUUCACUUGAUGAAGUAGUUACUGGAGUAGAAAAUGUUGACAUUGCUUUUAUGAGUUUACAAAUUUUGAUGUUGGAAUGUUUGCCAAGCCUCAUCAAGUUUUGCUCUAUCAAGUGUUUCAUGAAGUUUCCGUCGUUGGAGAAAGUAAUUGUGGGGGAAUGUCCUCGUAUGAAGAUUUUUUCUGCCGGAAACACAAGUACACCAAUUCUUCGAAAAGUUAAAAUUGCAGAAAUUGAUUCAGAAUGGCAUUGGAAGGGAAACUUAAACGAUACAAUAUACAACAUGUUUCAAGAUAAGGUGGGAUUUGGUAGUUUCAAGCAUUUAAAACUGUCUGAAUAUCCUGACCUUAAAGAGUUCUGGUAUGGUCGACUUGAGCAUAAAGCAUUUAGGAGUUUGAAGCAUCUAGUGGUUCAUAAAUGUGAUUUUUUAUCCGAUGUGCUCUUUCAACCUAACUUGGUAGGAGUACUGAUGAACUUGGAAGAAUUAGAUGUGAAGGAUUGUAAUUCAUUAGAAGCAGUUUUUGAUUUGAAAGGUGAAUUCACAGAAGAAAUUGCUGUGCAGAAUUCUACUCAAUUGAAAAAAUUAAAACUAUUCAAUCUUCCAAAACUGAAACAUGUAUGGAAAGAGGAUCCACAUUACACUAUGAGGUUUGAAAAUUUAAGUGAUGUAUCUGUUGUGGAUUGCAAAAGCUUGAUAAGCCUCUUUCCAUUCUCAGUGGCUAGAGAUAUGAUGCAACUUCAAAGUCUUCGAGUACGUAGCUGUGGGAUUCAAGAAAUUGUUAAAGAGGAGGAAGCAACAAAGGAGAUAGUUAAAUUUGUGUUUCUGCAGUUAACAUCCAUUAUACUUCAAUAUUUGCCCAAACUUAAGGCAUUCUUUGUUGGGGCCCAUUCUCUUCAAUGUAAAUCAUUGAAAACAAUAAAUUUGUUCGGAUGUCCAAAAAUAGAGCUAUUUAAGGCAGAGCCUUUGAGACACCGAGAAAGUUCCAAUAAUGAUGAGCUCAAUAUCUCAACUAACCAACCUCUUUUUGUGAUUGAAGAGUUUUUGCAACAGGUACUUGCUAAUGUGGAGAAUUUGCAUUUGAACGAUAAAGAUUUCGGCAUGAUAUUGCAGAGCCAAUAUUCAGGGGUUCAAUUCAACAACAUCAAACACAUUUCCGUUUGUGAGUUUUACAAUGAAGAAGCAACUUUUCCAUAUUGGUUCUUGAAAGAUGUUCCUAAUUUAGAAACCUUGUUGGUCGAAUGGAGUUCCUUCACGGAGAUAUUCCAAGGUGAACAAAUCAUAAGAACAGAAAAGGAACCUGAAAUUAUCCCGCAGCUUAGAAAGUUGACACUACGGAACCUGACCAGGCUUCAAUGUAUAUGCAAAGAAGGAGUUCAAAUUGACCCAGUUCUACAUUUUGUUAAAAGCAUUCGGGUUCAUCAGUGUUCCAGUCUGAUAAUGUUAGUUCCAUCCUCUGUUACCUUUAGUUACAUGACCAAUUUGGAGGUAACAAACUGCAAUGGGUUGAAAAAUUUGAUAACACACUCAACAGCAAAGAGUCUUGUCAAACUCACAACAAUGAAGAUUAAAAUGUGUAAUUGGCUUGAGGAUAUAGUGAACGGUAAAGAAGAUGAGACAAAUGAGAUUGUAUUUUGCAGUUUACAAAUUCUAGAACUAAUUUCUUUACAAAGGCUAUGUCGAUUUUGUUCAUGCCCAUGCCCCAUUAAGUUUCCGUUGCUGGAAGUUGUAGUUGUCAAAGAAUGUCCUCGAAUGGAACUUUUUUCAUUGGGAGUUGCCAACACAACAAAUCUUCAAAAUGUACAAACUGAUGAAGGAAAUCAUUGGGAGGGUGACCUCAACAGAACCAUAAAGAAAAUGUUUUGUGAUAAGGUGGGAUUUGGUAGUUUCAAGCAUUUAAAACUAUCUGAAUAUCCCGAGUUAAAAGAGUUCUGGUAUGGUCAACUUGAGCAUAACGCAUAUAGGAGUUUGAAGCAUCUAGUGGUUCAUAAAUGUGGUUUUUUAUCCGAUGUGCUCUUUCAACCUAACUUGCUAGAAGUGCUGAUGAACCUGAAAGAAUUAGAUGUGGAGGAUUGUAAUUCAUUAGAAGCAGUUUUUGAUUUGAAAGAUGAAUUUGCCAAAGAAAUUGUUGUCCAGAAUUCUAGUCAACUCAAGAAAUUAAAACUAUCUAAUCUUCCAAAACUGAGGCAUGUAUGGAAGGAGGAUCCACAUAACACUAUGAGGUUUCAAAAUUUAAGUGAUGUAUCCGUUGUGGGAUGCAAUAGCUUGAUAAGCCUCUUUCCACUUUCAGUAGCUAGAGAUUUGAUGCAACUUCAAAGUCUUCAAGUAAUUAAAUGUGGGAUUCAAGAAAUUGUUGCCAAGGAAGAAGGAACAGAUGAGAUGGUUAAAUUUGUGUUUCCUCAUUUGACAUUCAUUAAACUUAAUAAUUUGACCAAACUUAAGGCAUUCUUUGUUGGGGUCCAUUCUCUUCAAUGCAAAUCAUUGAAAACAAUUAAUUUGUUUGGAUGUCCAAAAAUAGAGCUAUUUAAGGCAGAGACUUUGAGACACCAAGAAAGUUCCAGAAAUGAUGUGCUCAAUAUCUCAACAUAUCAACCUCUUUUUGUGAAUGAAGACGUGAGGGUACUUGCCAAUGUGGAGAGUUUGUCUUUGAACAAAAAAGAUUUUGGCAUGAUAUUGAAGAGCCAAUAUUCGAGGGUUCAAUUCAACAACAUCAAACACAUUACCGUUUGUGAGUUUUACAAUGAAGAAGCAACUUUUCCAUAUUGGUUCUUGAAAGAUGUUCCUAAUUUAGAAACCUUGUUGGUCGAAUGGAGUUCCUUCAUGGAGAUAUUCCAAGGUGAACAAAUCAUAAGAACAGAAAAGGAACCUGAAAUUAUCCCGCAGCUUAGAAAGUUGACACUAUGGAACCUGACCAGGCUUCAAUGUAUAUGCAAAGAAGGAGUUCAGAUUGACCCAGUUCUACAUUUUCUUGAAAGCAUUUGGGUUUAUCAGUGUUCCAGUCUGAUAAUGUUAGUUCCAUCCUCUGUUACCUUUAGUUACAUGACCAAUUUGGAGGUAACAAAUUGCAAUGGGUUGAAAAAUUUGAUAACACACUCAACAGCAAAGAGUCUUGUCAAACUCACAAUAAUGAAGAUUAAAAUGUGUAAUUGGCUUGAGGAUAUAGUGAACGGUAAAGAAGAUGAGACAAACGAGAUUGUAUUUUGCAGUUUACAAACUCUAGAACUAAUUUCUUCACAAAGGCUAUGUCGAUUUUGUUCAUGCCCAUGCCCCAUUAAGUUUCCGUUGCUGGAAGUUGUAGUUGUCAAAGAAUGUCCUCGAAUGGAACUUUUUUCAUUGGGAGUUACCAACACAACAAAUCUUCAAAAUGUACAAACUGAUGAAGGAAAUCAUUGGGAGGGUGACCUCAACAGAACCAUAAAGAAAAUGUUUUGUGAUAAGGUGGGAUUUGGUAGUUUCAAGCAUUUAAAACUAACUGAAUAUCCCGAGCUAAAAGAAUUGUGGUAUGGUCAACUUGAGCAUAACGCAUUUAGGAGUUUGAAGCAUCUAGUGGUUCAUAAAUGUGAUUUUUUAUCCAAUGUGCUCUUUCAACCUAACUUGGUAGGAGUACUGAUGAACUUGGAAAAAUUAGAUGUGAAGAAUUGUAAUUCAUUAGAAGCAGUUUUUGAUUUGAAAGGUGAAUUCACAGAAGAAAUUGCUGUGCAGAAUUCUACUCAAUUGAAGAAAUUAAAACUAUCCAAUCUUCCAAAACUGAAGCAUGUAUGGAAAGAGGAUCCACAUUACACUAUGAGGUUUCAAAAUUUAAGUGUUGUAUCUGUUGCGGAUUGCAAAAGCUUGAUAAGCCUCUUUCCACUCUCAGUGGCUAGAGAUAUGAUGCAACUUCAAAGUCUUCUUGUAAGUAACUGUGGGAUUGAAGAAAUUGUUGUCAAGGAAGAAGGACCAGAUGAGAUGGUUAAAUUUGUGUUUCCUCAUUUGACUUCCAUUGAACUUGAUAAUUUGACCAAACUUAAAGCAUUCUUUGUUGGGGUCCAUUCUCUUCAAUGUAAAUCAUUGAAAACCAUCAAGUUGUUUAAAUGUCCAAGAAUAGAGCUAUUUAAGGCAGAGCCAUUGAAACUCCAAGAAAGUUCCAAAAAUGUUGAGCAAAAUAUCUCAACUUAUCAACCUCUUUUUGUGUUUGAAGAGGAGCUACUUACAAGUGUGGAGAGUACACCUCAAUUCAGAGAGUUGGAAUUAUUGCAGCUGCACAAGCUUAAAUAUAUAUGUAAAGAAGGAUUUCAAAUGGAUCCUUUUCUGCAUUUUCUUGAAAGCAUUGAUGUUUGCCAAUGUUCCAGUCUGAUAAAGUUGGUUCCGUCCUCUGUUACCUUUAGUUACAUGACCUAUUUGGAGGUAACAAACUGCAAUGGGUUGAUAAAUUUGAUAACACACUCAACAGCAAAGAGUCUUGUCAAACUCACAACAAUGAAGAUUGAAAUGUGUAAUUGGCUUGAGGAUAUAGUGAAUGGUAAAGAAGAUGAGACAAACGAGAUUGUAUUUUGCAGUUUACAAACUCUAGAACUAAUUUCUUUACAAAGACUCAUUCGAUUUUGCUCAUGCCCAUGCCCCAUUAUGUUCCCGUUGCUGGAAGUUGUUGUUGUCAAAGAAUGUCCUCGAAUGGAACUUUUUUCAUUGGGAGUUACAAACACAACAAAUCUUCAAAAUGUACAAACCGAUGAAGAAAAUCAUAGGGAGGGUGACCUCAACAGAACCAUAAAGAAAAUGUUUUUUGAUAAGGUUGCAUUUGGUGAAUUCAAGUACUUAGCCUUAUCUGACUAUCCUGAGAUAAAGGAUUUGUGGUAUGGCCAACUUCAUCACAACAUGUUCUGCAAUUUGAAACAUCUUGUGGUGGAAAGAUGUGAUUUUUUAUCACAUGUACUUUUUCCAUCAAAUGUAAUGCAAGUGCUACAAACAUUGGAAGAACUAGAAGUAAAAGAUUGUGAUUCCUUAGAAGCAGUGUUUGAUGUGAAAGGUAUGAAGUCACAAAAAAUAAUGAUUAAACAAAGCACUCAAUUGAAAAGAUUAACUGUGUCUAGCUUACCCAAAUUGAAGCACAUAUGGAAUGAGGAUCCUCAUGAAAUUAUCAGCUUUGGAAACUUAUGCACAGUGGAUGUUUCUAUGUGUCAAAGCUUGUUGUAUAUCUUUCCAUAUUCACUAUGCCUAGAUCUUGGACAUCUUGAAAUGCUUAAGAUAGAGUCUUGCGGAGUCAAGGAAAUUGUUUCAAUGGAAGAAACUGGAUCAAUGGAUAUUAAUUUUAAUUUUCCCCAAUUGAAAGUUAUGAUAUUGUAUCAUUUGAACAAUCUUAAGAGUUUCUAUCAAGGAAAGCAUACUUUAGAUUUCCCUUCAUUGAAGACUUUGAAUGUAUAUCGUUGUGAAGCAUUAAGAAUGUUUUCUUUCAACAAUUCAGACUUGCAACAACCUUACUCGGUUGAUGAAAAUCAGGACAUGCUAUACCAACAACCCCUAUUUUGUAUUGAAAAGUUGAGCCCAAACCUGGAGGAAUUGGCACUAAAUGGCAAAGAUAUGUUGGGGAUAUUGAAUGGUUAUUGUCAAGAAAAUAUCUUUCAUAAAGUCAAAUUUCUUCGUUUACAAUGCUUCAAUGAAACUCCAACUAUUCUUCUGAAUGAUUUCCAUACAAUAUUUCCUAAUGUUGAAACAUUUCAAGUGCGUAAUAGUUCUUUUGAAACAUUGUUCCCCACUAAAGGAGCCAGAAGUUAUCUCAGUAUGCAAAUGUCAAAUCAAAUAAGAAAGAUGUGGCUUUUUGAAUUGGACAAGCUCAAGCACAUCUGGCAGGAAGAUUUUCCAUUGGAUCAUCAUCUGUUACAAUAUCUUGAAGAGUUACAUGUAGUGAAUUGUCCAAGUUUGAUAAGCUUGGUACCAUCAUCGACAUCUUUCACAAAUUUAACCCAUUUAAAAGUGGACAACUGCGAAGAGUUGAUCUAUUUGAUAAAAAUUUCAACAGCUAAAAGUCUAGUUCAACUCAAAGCAUUAAACAUAACUAAUUGUGAGAAGAUGUUGGAUGUCGUGAAUAUUGACGAUGAUAAAGCAGAGGAAAACAUCAUAUUUGAAAAUCUGGAAUACUUGGAAUUUACUUCGUUGUCAAAUUUGAGAAGCUUCUGCUAUGGGAAACAAACAUUCAUAUUCCCAUCUUUACUCCGUUUCAUCUUUAAAGGAUGCCCUCAAAUGAAGAUCUUCUCAUCUGCACUCACAGUAGCACCAUGCCUCACAUCAAUUGAGGUGGAAGAAGAAAACAUGCGAUGGAAAGGUGAUCUUAACACAACUAUUGAACAGAUGUUCAUAGAAAAGGAAGUCCCACCUUCUAAUUAAUAUAUUGAAUGAUGAGACCAUCAUCUAUCCUCACAUUUGCAAGGAUGACGCACAGGCGCAAGAAACAUGUGAGAAGUAGUGCCAAGGAGCUAUUUAUAUUGGUGUUUGGAAGACUUUCUUUUAUUUUAUAUUUACGUUGUUAUUUGAUUGGCUUGCAUGUCAAGUACCUUGUAUUGGAAUUUUACUCUCAUUGCUCCGUUGUGUGACGUCGAGGGAUUCUUUUAUUAUGUUACCUAUUUGUUUAAUUACCAAAUUCAACCAUGACAUUUUUGGGGGUGUUUCUACGUGUUUGAUGGAACACUCUUUUUAUUUCGAAAAAUUGAACAUUUUUAUUUGGACAAAUGGCAUGCAUGCUAUGUCCUAAGCCUA